GUGCCGAGCGCAUCGAACCCCGCUUGCUGCACAGAGGUGGCCAACAUGGCGUCGGCUUCCACCUCCGCUCUGACAGGGCUGGCGGGAGGCCGAGCGCCGCGGCGGACGGCGGGCAACCGGCUCUCGGGGCUUCUGGAAGUCGAAGAGGAAGACGAGUUCUACCAGACGACUUAUGGCGGCUUUACGGAGGAGUCCGGGGACGAUGAAUACAAAGGCGACCAGUCAGACAGCGAUGAUGAAGUGGAUUCGGAUUUUGACAUCGAUGAAGGGGAUGAGCCCAACAGCGACCAGGACGACGAUGAGCCUAAAAGGAAGCGCCGGGUGGUGACCAAGGCCUACAGGGAACCCAUCAAAAGCUUAAGGCCUAAGAAGCCAGAGGUCCCUGCCAGCAGUUCCCAGAAAGUCCGGGAGGAAAAAGCGACUCCAGUGGAGCAGGACGAUGUGAUUGACAGCCGGAAGCACAUGCGCCAGUCCACCACGGAGCAUACUCGCCAGACCUUCCUCCGGGUCCAGGAGCGGCAGGUGCAGUCCAAGCGCAAGAAGGGAGCGGCAGGCCCCAGCUAUGAGCGGCCCCUGACCCAGGAAGAGCUGCUGAAGGAGGCCAAGAUCACAGAGGAGUUCAACUUGCGCUCGCUGGAGACCUACGAGCGCUUGGAGGCCGACAAGAAGAGGCAGGUGCAGAAGAAGCGCAAGUGUGUGGGGCCCACCAUCCGCUAUUAUUCGGGGACCAUGCCCCUCAUCACCGACCUCGGCUGCAAGGAAGAAACUGUGGACGUGGAGGGCCUGGACCAAGAAACGCACCUCGCUACCCCUUCAGAGGCCUCUCCCCUCCCGGCGGCCAAGUGUUCUCGCACCUUCAUCACCUUUAGUGACGAUGAGACCUUUGAGUGCAUCUUCCCCAAAUCCCGCUCCCCCAAGCUGCCCGUCAAGGAGAUCUGUCCCGUCACCCACAAGACGGCUAUCUACCGCGACCCCAUCACCGACAUCCCUUACUCCAAUAUCCGGGCUUUCAAGAUCAUCCGGGAGGCCUACAAGAAGUACAUCACUGCCCACGGCUUGCCUAAUGCUGCUGCAGCCGCUGCUUCUAUGGGCACCGGGUUGGUCGCUGCGGACUCCGGCGUCCGAGCCACGAGGCAGAAGAUCAUCAUCAAGCAGAGCGUUCCCGCUACUUAGGAUCCUUCCUACAGCUGCCUUUAUGAUUCUCCUCUCUUUAUGCUGUGUCGGUACCUGCAAAAAGUGGCCGAUAUGCCAUUCCAGGCAUGUAUGAACGGAAUUCGUCAUGUCUGCCGAGUUUCCAAUCUCCGCUUGAUCUGAAUCAAAAGUCUGUUGUUUUGUUUGAUGUGAGAGUUUGAAUGGAUGCACAGUGUUGUGUUCCUAAUCCUGCAUGGAAGAAAUGAGUCUUUGUCUUGAUAUUUGAUAAAUAAAUGUUUGACCUUCCUAUUUGAAA
Anolis carolinensis (green anole) is the source of this 1447-nucleotide messenger RNA. It is a transcript of the gene vps72, whose product is annotated as vacuolar protein sorting 72 homolog. The coding region runs from base 46 to 1173 and encodes 375 amino acids. Gene Ontology annotation, biological process: chromatin remodeling; regulation of DNA-templated transcription. Gene Ontology annotation, cellular component: nucleus. NCBI's taxonomy places the organism in Eukaryota, Metazoa, Chordata, Lepidosauria, Squamata, Anolidae. The transcript is spliced from 6 exons. Gene Ontology annotation, molecular function: ATP-dependent H2AZ histone chaperone activity. The record is from RefSeq and is a predicted model, not a curated record.